Messenger RNA from Hymenoscyphus albidus, 484 nucleotides. The record is from the annotation of a GenBank genome assembly. Lineage: Eukaryota; Fungi; Ascomycota; Leotiomycetes; Helotiales; Helotiaceae.
AUGGACCAACGAAGGUCUCCGAUUAUCGUUGGUUGGUAUGUUAACUGCACGUUAGCCACGAACUGGGAAACUGUUCCGUGGUCAGGUCUUGGCGUGCGUCUAGAUAUCGAAUGGGGUAUGUUUCUUGCCGCUUAGGUAUCUGAUUUGAUAAAGAUCCAAUUGGUAUUAAUUGGUAUUCUGUUCUCUCUAAGCCCGCGUAAUCUCGGAGGGGCACGAUGAGUUUGUUUUCAAGUGUCCUUAUCGGCCGCAUGCUUUUGCUUAUAGCAACCCUCCUCCAAGCAAGACAUUAUCAUUCUAGCGGUGAUGCUGUUUAAUUUCAAGUUUACUGUCCGCGUCUUACAUUAUUCCAGUUAACAAACAUGAUACGUUUAUCAAUAUUGUUGCACUAGGCGAGGCCAUGCCCCCAAAGUCCGCUUACUUUUACACCCGUGGUUCGAUGCCUGACGUGACUAUUCAGCCUCCAUUCAAGUCGCAAAAAUUGUGA